Messenger RNA from Adineta steineri, 531 nucleotides. Lineage: Eukaryota; Metazoa; Rotifera; Eurotatoria; Adinetida; Adinetidae. The record is from the annotation of a GenBank genome assembly.
AUGUUUCGCGAAAGAUAUUUUGCUGAUAAUGAUGCAAUGAAUUACGGAAAAAUGGUGGACACACCUGAAGAAUGCAGAGAGUAUUGUAAUUCAGAACCAAAGUGUCUGGCCUGGGAAAUGUCGAGAGGUGGCAAUUGUGGUUUAAAUACAAUUGUUAAACCAGACCCAAGACCUCUCACUGGUUUUAUAUCAGGAUUUUGCAAUAGAAAACCAGAAAGAGAACCUGAUACACAAUGUGGUGAAGUGAAUGUGGAUCAAAAAAUUGAAGAUACAGAUCCAGAUGAUAGUGAAAAUCCAAGAAGCACAACAACAGCGUCAGCUGAAGAGUGCCGCAAUCAAUGUCAGAUAUAUGAAGGGUGUGUGGGAUGGAAUUUUCGUCCCGAUAGCGACAUUUGUGAUCGAAUGAUUCAUGUAAAACAGAAACUUGUAUCUGGUAAUGGUUUCAAAUCAGGAUUUUGCACUAGGAAAUCAGUUUUACCCAUAACCAAAACGCCAAUUAAUACAACUAGUUAUUGCUUUAUUGUCUCUUGA